ACAAAAAACAAAAAACAAAACAACAAAACAACAGCAAAACAACAACAACAACAACAACAACAAAAAACCCAAACAGCAACAGAAAAGCCCAACCCACUAAAAACCCACACCCCAUCAACUAAAUUCGUUCACAAUUUACAAUACGUAACGGUUUUACCAGUAUUUUGUACAUCAAUAAAUACAUAUGGUUUUUUUGUGUUAAAUAUGACAACGUACUUUUCAACAUGAGGAUACACAUCCUCUCCAGGUCCACCACUAACGUAAAAGAAAAAACAAAAUCAGAAAAAAAUAUAAUACAGAGGGAAAACCCGAACUCCAACUAAUGUGUAUUGAAUUCCGUAACACAUAUUUGUAGUCUAGCAAUACGACUGAUCGUGUGUUACCGCAAAGGAACUAGUUUCUAGUGAUGAGUGGUGAUUUGACAAUGACUGAUGGGCACACGUUCCCUCACCCCUGCGUCCAGUGUGACUGCCAUCAACAAUGUUAUCCUCUUUACACUAGUUGGUGCACCGAGCACACCGCUAACUAAUAGAACACCGCGGGCCCCUAUAGCAGAACGCAAAGCCUUGCAUUGAUAACGUGGAGACGAUACCACUUACUUGCUUCGCUCUGGCAGCACUGGCGUCGGUUCUCGACUCAGAAUUACGGAGAGGAAUACCGCACGAAGGCGACCCGAUCUGCGACCGUCUCCGAUUCAAUCGAUGAGUGUUGACGUAGAUUGAAAUCGAUAGGUCGACCUGCCAGACCAAUGCGCAGUUCUGGUGCAAAGCAUGAAUCUCUCGGAUGUUGUCACCAACUCCUUAUCGGUUCUAGCGACGCAACACACGUGGCGGGACAACCGCAGCGUCCUGGAGUACCAGACCAUCGUUCCGUCGGACAUCCACAUGGCCAAUCCGGCCGUGUUUGAAAACGGGACGAAUCAGACGAAUCUCACAGCAGCCUCAGCAGCUGCAGCAGGGGUGGGAAAUGACACCGUUGGUGACCAGUCGAUGUCCGUGGAGUCCAAGGUUGUCCUCAUCAUCCUGUACACCUUCACCACGGUGGCGGCCAUAACCGGAAACAUCAUCGCCAUAGCGAUAUUCGCGCGCGGGAAGAGGUCAAGGACGGAGCUGCGGCCGUUCCUGAUGAACCUGUCCGUGGCCGACCUGAUCGUGGCGCUGAUCUGCAUUCCGUUCACGACCACCUAUCAGCUGAUGGACGAGUGGGUGUUCUCCGACCCCAUGUGUCCGCUUGUCCAGUUCAUCCAGACAGUGUCCGUGACGGCCAGCGUGUCGACUAACAUGGCCAUCGGCAUCGACCGCUACUUCGCCGUCGCCCACCCUCUCAGGAAGCGCUUUACCUCAUCCAAGUCCAAGUACGUCAUCGUUCUCAUCUGGUCCAUUUCGUUCGCCCUAAGUGUCGUUCUCCUGUUCGUGGGUAAGACGAACAAUGACGAAGGGAAGACGAAGUGCGGCGAAACGUGGCCGGAGCCGUCCAAGUUUUGGAAUAAAGCGUACACUCUGUUUUUAAUGUGUUUGACGUACUUCACGCCUUUGUUGAUUCUGUGUGUGACUUAUUCUAUUGUCGGAAGGAUACUGUCGGUUCGGGCGAUGCCAGGUCACUCGGACGAGAUACGAGAUGCGGCACAGGUGAAAUCCAAACGGAAAAUUGUGAAAAUGCUCAUCACCGUGGUGCUGAUGUUUGGCAUGUGCUGGCUGCCUAUUCAUCUCUUCUUUUUGCUGGACGCGUUCGCACCGAACACCGUACCACACGAACACAAAGAAGCAUUGUACUGGGGUUGUCACUGGCUGUCCAUGGCCAACAGUUUCGUAAAUCCAGUCAUCUACGGCUUUAUGAACGAUAGUUUUAGAGCUGAUCUAAAACACAUAUUCUACAGUCUGCCGUGCCACUCCAGCUCACUAACAUACAGGCCCGGGGCGAGGCGCUGGAAGACUUCGGACAACGUGCGGGAUAUAUCAUACUCUCCAGCCUUGAGCGAGCCGAAACCCGUGAGCUUCUGUCUGACACAACGCGACAAAGACAGACUCUGGCAGAACGGGGCGCACCACUCCCUGCCCCUCCGAUGUUACCUCCAACCACACUCAUUGCCCUGACACCACCAGCAGGGCGGUUCACGCUUACCUUCAACAAGUGCUUCUUCUGCAGGCCGACUAGGAACAAGAACUAAGCAGAAGCCAUCAACACGUGCUUAUCAAGACGUCAGUGUUAAAAAACAAAAUCUAGACAGCCAUCAUCAAUGGACCCAGAAACCGCGAGCCUGGAUAUGAGAAUAAGGGUUUAAAAGUGCUUGUGUCCGUUCUUGGUUCAAACAUAGAGAUAUAUACUGGACGUCAGGAGCACCAGUUGAUUUAUCGUCUUGACUAUUUUUUUAAACAAGAGCGAAUCAAGUGUGUGCGAUUGACCGCGAUUUCACUUCGUCCAUGCAGCAAAGUGCAGAAAUUAGAAUUAGAAUCAGUGAGGCAAUACAAACUGCUGACCUGUAACUGCGUGUAAAGUGAAAACAAAUUACACACUUUAUAUAUUGAUAUAUUCUAUUUUCUCAAAACGUGUGUGGCUAUGCGGAUGUAUUGGAUUGGAGGCCUUAUGGCAAAUUCUGUGCAGACACAAAGAUACACAGAUGACUAUUAUAGGUCACGUGGGUCACGUGGGUCUCCAUGUGUUAUAAAAUGAAUAUGAAAAAACGAUGUCAAAGACUGAAGAAAAUGCAGGACAGCCUGUCUCCUAAUCCACUGUCAUCUGUGUGAGAUGAUGCACGGAAUGAUAACCAAGUGAUACACUAAACGGUAUACAAAUCAGUCAAAUACAGUGAAUAUGUUCAUACAUGUAUUAAAACACAGAAAUCAUACACCGGAUAUUAAACUGAAUAAUGACGAGAAUCCUGCAUAAAAUGAUACACAAAUAUAGAAAAUGAAUUGAUACAGCAAAUAGUACACUGGUUAAACGAACUGAUACAGCAAAUAGUACACUGGAUAAACGAACUGAUACAAGAAUGGUACACCAAAUAAAUAAAUUAAUACAGCAUAUAGUACACUGGAUGAAUGCACUGAUACAGGAAUGAUACACCAGAUGAAUGAAUUCAUACAGCAAAUGGUACACUGGAUAAAUGAAUUGAUACAACAAAUAAUACACCGGACAAAGGAAUUGAUACAACAAAUGGUACACUGGAUAAAUCAAUUCAAACAGCAAAUGGUACACUGGGUACAUGAAUUGAUACACCAAUGGUACACCGAAUGAAUGAAUUCAUACAACAAAUGGUACACUGGAUAAAGGAAUUGAAUCAACAAAUGAUACACCGGAUAUGUUUAUAGGUAUAGGUAACCAAAGAUAUACAAGUGUAAUAAUGAUACGAGUGGUACACCACAAUAAACAAAAUUACAAACGGAAGAAUGUCGUCGACUGUUACAUUGAAUCAUGAACUGAAUGCUACAUAAAACAAUAAUUUAAUAAUGAUACAAAGAUACACAUAUUCCAACAGAUCAGAAUUAAAUGUGUAGCCCCCCCCCCCCCUCCCCGCCACAAGCCAACAUCUGAUGUAUGGUAUGAUGUUUUGCUCAUGGAUAAACAAAACCUUUCGAAACAGGUUUCUUAUCUAUAGACCACUGUCUCUAUAGAGAAUGAAAUGUCUGUGUGAUUCAAAUGAUCAUAUUAGUGUCUUAAUGAUAAACCUAACCAGAUGUUGCAGAUUCAUUGCAGGAAAAAUCGUUUUAAUCAGAUUCAAUACAGCAAACAGUUUGUAAUCAGAUUCAGAACAGAAAAACAGUUCGUAGUCAAAUUCAGAACAGAAAAACAGUUUGUAAUCAGAUUCAGAACAGAAAAACAGUUUAUAAUCAGAUUCAGAACAGAAAUACAAUUUGUAAUCAGAUUCAGAAAAAAGAGUUUGUAAUCAGAUUUAUUACAGGAGAUAUUUUGUAAUAUAUGUUUAGCAGAAAUGUGCUUGGAUAAUAUGCUUGUUCUAUAGCGACAUAAUAUGGAAUUUGGUUCAAGCUGCCAGAGCUUAGACUGAUUGGACAAUGUAAAAGUUGAACAUGGAAAGAAGGUUGGCGUGGUGAUGUCCGUAACGAAAUAAGUGCAAUAUAAAGAUAUGGUUCACCCAAAAGCCUCAGGAAAAACGUUUUUCGCCAUGGAUCCAGGAUAGCAAUAUUUUCAAACACUAAACUGAUGGAUUCACGUUUGGAUAUACUUUCUCAAUGAUAUGAUACGUAGUUUGGAAUUACCGACAAAGAGCAUAACCGGAUUGUCAAACAGAAUUUCAGAACUGGAUCAUCAUGGGGAAAGAUCCCAAGGCAAGAACUAUUGUAAACUGGGCCAAGUCUAGCAGCAUUGUUAGAAUCAUUUGGUAUAUGCUAGAAUCAACGUGACACCUUUGAUUCUUUUCACAGCUCCUGAAAGUGCUUAAAACUUUGAAUCUCUGUUAGUCUAGAAACGAACCUGCUCAAAUGUCCAUCGCAGAUUUGCGGCCAACUGUGUUAAGAGACCACUUUAAUAUUAACGUGAAACAUGGCUUAUUAUAUAUCACCAGUAUUGAGCUCCAACAAUGAUUCCAGAGGUUAUUUUUCACAUCACUUCUUUUCACAAGACAUACUUCAUAGUCACAGUCAUAAUUACGAACAUAUUAUAAUAAUGGUUAAAGGAAAAAUUAGUUUAUGUUUAACUACACAUAAUUUAUUAAUCACCGGCUAUUGGAUGUCACAUAUUUGGUAAGAAACAUUGGGAACAAAAUCGCUACAUUUUCCCUCUAAAACUAUAAUAUAAUUAUGUUACAAGUACCAAAUGUUUGUCAUUCAGUAUCCGAUGAUUAAUAAAGCAGUGUUCUCUAGUGGUGUCGUUAAACAAAAUAAACUUUAUCUUAUAACAUAUGUUACAGCACAUUGACUGAUUCGCAAUGGAAAGACAAUCGCUUUGAUAAAAUAAAAUAUAUUUCGUUGUGUAAGAACACUAAUAACACCUCUAAAACACCAACCAAAGUAAAUAUAUGUUUGUACGGAAUAUCAAUAGUUUCAGCUACUAAAAGGAAAAACACAUCUCCUUCGCUUUGUGUCCACAGACCAGUACAUCUGACACCUCUGUGACAUCGGUUAGUGGACUUGAUCAUAGUUAAGCAAAACAAACAUUUGAUGACUUACAACGAAUGCGAUUCUGAAAUCCAUUACUAUAUCGAUAUUGAAGGUAAACAAAUAUUACCUUGUUUUAUCAUGGUUGUAAUUAUUACAAUAUAGCAGAACACGAAUAUAACGCAAUAUAAUAUAUUAUAGUCCUCGCCAUGGAUAUAUGUUUUAGUAAUAAAAUUGUUGAACGUUAUUUAACACAAAGCUAAA
Gigantopelta aegis is the source of this 5315-nucleotide messenger RNA. Its product is annotated as substance-P receptor-like. NCBI's taxonomy places the organism in Eukaryota, Metazoa, Mollusca, Gastropoda, Neomphalida, Peltospiridae. The transcript has 4 exons. Gene Ontology annotation, molecular function: neuropeptide Y receptor activity. Gene Ontology annotation, biological process: neuropeptide signaling pathway. Bases 771 to 2093 code for a protein of 440 amino acids. The record is from RefSeq and is a predicted model, not a curated record. Gene Ontology annotation, cellular component: membrane.